Molecule: messenger RNA, 2418 nt
Organism: Trichophyton benhamiae CBS 112371
Lineage: Eukaryota; Fungi; Ascomycota; Eurotiomycetes; Onygenales; Arthrodermataceae
Exons: 4
Coding region: 1-2418 (805 amino acids)
Biological process (GO): cell division
Molecular function (GO): protein binding
Source: RefSeq, a predicted model, not a curated record
AUGGCUCCCUCGGGGCCGCAUAUCGCCAGCCAGCUACGGCAGCUGAUAUACUACCAUCUCGAUAAUAACCUGCUUCGAAACGCCCUGUUCCUGGCCGGCCGGCUGCAUGCGUUCGAGCCCAGGUCGUCGGAGGCCGCCUACCUGCUCUCGCACUGUCUGCUGCAGUCCGGACAGCCAAAGUACGCCUGGGAGGUCUGUCGGAAUGCCGGAUCGCGAGGCACACAUCUUGGAUGUGCCUAUGUCUAUGCUCAGGCAUGUCUUGACCUCGGAAACUAUAUGGAGGGAAUCACUGCCUUGGAGCGAAGCAAACCUCAGUGGACAUCGAAGAAUAACUGGAGUGGAACAGAUAAACAUAGUGAAAACAGACGACAACAUCUUCCUGACGCAGCUGCGGUUCUUUGUCUCCAGGGCAAGCUAUGGCAUGCACACAAAGACAUACAUAAAGCUGUCGACUGCUAUGUCGAAGCUCUCAAACUGAACCCUUUCCUGUGGGAUGCUUUCCUUGGGCUUUCUGAAACAGGUGCAAAUGUGAGGGUGCCGAAUAUCUACAAGAUGACACCAGAAAUGGUGGCAAUGCUCACUCCAUCAGCCUCGGAGAGCUCGUUCUCUGAGAAAUCUAUCGCCAAUAGCCAGCCACUACAAGCACAGCCCAGUGCUAAUCACAAUGUUGAUCCCUUUUCGUCGACGAACGGGACUAGCUACGGCAGCUCAGCUCUAUGGGAGAAGCUGAAUGGCAGCAGUGUCAGUGUGGCAUCUGCCGUCCUCCCUGAAGGGCUAGAAACUCCAAUCACACAAAGUGAUUCAGAUGAUUUCCGUGUCCGGACCGGUCCUAAUACAGGAGACACAUACGGAGAGCCACCCUUUGCUCCCGCUCGAAAGUCACGGACAAUGCAAGUUCUAGGCGUUGAAAGCUGUGUAGAUCCGCCACGGCUAAAAUCGAACAGCACUCGAUCCAGGUCGAAACCCAAGUCAGCAUCAGCUGAGGAACCAGUUUCCAGCAAAGAAACUACAUCUUCUCAGCAGAAUGCUUCGGCAAUGGAGCGCAAAAGAACAGUAUCAGGACAUAUAGCUCCUACGAACACAGCACAGCAACCGGUUGAACCCGGUGCGCCCCAGCGACGAAGCGUUCGUUUGUUCAACCAAAUACGGCCGACAAGCAAGUUCUCUACAUCUGCAGCCAGUCUGGGAACUCGUGAAGGACGAGAGAUAAAAAAAGCAAAGUCUACCAGCUCGAAGAGCCGCAGCACCGCCACAGCUGCUCCUCUGGGACGAUCAACAACCUCGUCUCGAAAACACGGAGUCGAAUCAACAGAAACUGACAGCAAGGAAAGCCGGUCGAAUGGAACCUCGUCAGAGUCUCUUAACGGGCCGUCGAGACCUCAAGUGCCGGAUAAGUCCAAGGAGAUUGAUGCUCUUGCAUGGACACUGGAUCUCUUUUCAAGGCUGGCGAGCGGGCACGCGGCACUGUGUAGCUACAGGUGCCAGGAUGCUCUCCAGAUAUACAAUUCUUUACCGCAAAACCAACGGGAAACACCGUGGGUAUUGUCACAGAUUGGUCGGGCGUAUUACGAACAGGCCUUAUACAGUGAUGCUGAAAAAUACUUCUCCAGGGUGCGAACAAUAGCACCAUCACAGUUGGAAGGAAUGGAGGUGUACUCAACGGUGCUCUGGCACCUGAAGAACGAAGUCGAACUGGCAUACCUUGCUCAUGAGCUGAUGGAUACCGAUCGCCUGGCACCCGAAUCCUGGUGCGCAAUUGGAAACUCCUUCUCUCUGCAGUCAGAUCAUGACCAGGCGUUGAAAUGCUUCAGACGAGCAACACAGGUAGAUCCUGCGUUCGCUUACGGCUACACUCUCCAGGGACACGAAUACAUGUCGAACGAGGAAUACGACAAGGCCCAGGAUGCAUACCGCGCCGCCAUCAAAGCCAACCCCAGACACUACAGCGCCUGGUACGGUCUCGGCAAGGUCUACGAGCGAAUGGGCAAACUCAGGUUCGCCGAACAACAUCUCCGCACCGCUUCGAACAUAAAUCCCGCCAAUGUUGUUUUGAUAUGCAGCAUUGGUCUCGUCCUCGAGCGCCAGAAUAAUCUCAAGGCCGCGCUGUUGCAGUACAGUCGAGCCUCGUCACUUUCACCCCACUCCGUGCUGGCUCGAUUACGCAAAGCACGAACGUUACUAAAGCUCAAUGAGGUGAAUCUCGCUCACGUAGAGCUAAAGGUGCUCAAGGAUGUGGCUCCCGACGAGCCAAAUGUGCAUUAUCUGUUGGGCAAGUUAUAUAAAAUGAUACAGGAUAAGGGCAACGCAAUAAAACACUUUACCACCGCCCUGAACUUGGAUCCAAAGGCCGCUCAAUUCAUCAAGGAAGCCAUGGAGUCCCUUGAAAACCCUGAUGACGUUGAUGACGACAUGACAUGA